Messenger RNA from Acipenser ruthenus (sterlet), 4357 nucleotides. RefSeq names its product cAMP-specific 3',5'-cyclic phosphodiesterase 7B-like. Gene Ontology annotation, molecular function: 3',5'-cyclic-AMP phosphodiesterase activity. The coding region runs from base 135 to 1607 and encodes 490 amino acids. The record is from RefSeq and is a predicted model, not a curated record. The transcript has 12 exons. NCBI's taxonomy places the organism in Eukaryota, Metazoa, Chordata, Actinopteri, Acipenseriformes, Acipenseridae.
GAGUGAGAGAGAGAGAGAGAGAGAGAGAGAGAGAGAGAGAGAGAGAGAGAGAGAGAGAGAGAGAGAGACGCACAUACAGGGAGUAGGAGGAACACUGAUCUUGUUUGUAGUGCUGGAAGUGAGCAUCCAGGAGGAUGCCUAUAUUAAAUAGAUUCUUGAACUCGGAGCUAGGCAGGAGGUGGAAGGCAGGUGAGGAGCUGCUCCCUAGCUCUGUGUGGACACUCUCUACCUACCAGCAAGGAGCACUCACCAUGGAGCUGCCUGAGUUAAUCCAACUGGUCAAGCUGGUCUGGAAAUCCAAGCACAACUUGCAGGGACCAAAGAAGAGAGGGAUUUUUGAAAAUGAGGACGCCUUGGCUAAUUACCAAGGAGAUGCACGAGUGAGAGAGCAAGCAAGGGUUCUCUCUGAGCGCCGAGGAUCCUUCCCAUUCAUAGACUUCCGAUUACUAAACACAACAGCAAAUUCAGGAGAAAUCGGCACUAAAAAAAAAUUGAAGAGACUGUUAAGUUUCCAGAGGUAUUUUCAUGCUUCCAGACUGUUGCGUGGAAUUGUGCCACAGACCUCUCUACACCUUUUAGACGAAGACUACCUUGGACAAGCAGGGCACAUGUUGUCGAAGGUUGGAACGUGGAAUUUUGACAUCUUCUUGUUCGAUCGACUUACCAAUGGAAACAGCCUGGUUACGCUUUUGUGCCAUCUUUUUAACGGCCAUGGUCUUAUUCAUCAUUUCCAGCUCGAUAUGGUGAAAUUGCACCGGUUUCUAGUUAUGGUGCAAGAGGACUACCACAGCCAGAAUCCUUACCACAAUGCUGUCCAUGCUGCUGAUGUGACUCAAGCCAUGCACUGCUACCUAAAGGAGCCCAGGCUUGCCAGGUAUCUCACCCCUCUCGAUAUUUUCCUGGGACUGUUGGCAGCUACAGCUCAUGAUGUUGAUCACCCAGGGGUCAACCAGCCCUUUCUGGUCAAAACCAAACACCACCUUGCAAGCUUGUACCAGAAUGUGUCCGUAUUGGAAAACCAUCACUGGAGGUCGACAGUGGGCAUGCUCCGUGAGUCAGGGCUCCUGUCCCACCUGCCUGUGGAAAUGACGCAGGAAAUUGAACAACAGUUGGGUUCCCUAAUUCUGGCAACAGACAUUAGCCGGCAGAAUGAAUUCCUCAGCAGUUUUAAAACUCAUCUGGACAACGAUGAUCUGAGUUUGGAAGAUGCAGAACACAGGCACUUCAUGCUGCAGAUUGCUCUCAAGUGCGCAGACAUCAGCAACCCUUGCAGGGUGUGGGAGAUGAGCAAGCAGUGGAGUGAGAGAGUCUGUGAGGAGUUCUACAGGCAAGGUGACCUAGAGACAAAGUUUGAACUUGAAAUCAGCCCUUCGUGUAAUCAGCAUAUGGAUACCGUUCCUGCCAUACAAAUAGGCUUUAUGACAUACCUUGUGGAACCUCUCUUUGAUGAAUGGAGGCGAUUCACGGACAACACGCCCCUCACAGAGGCCAUGAUGAGCCACCUCAGGAAGAACAAAGCCAGGUGGAGGGCACUGCAUCACAAUCAGCACCACAGGGGUGAUGAUGGCUCUGGCCAGCGCAGCGAGGUGGUUGAAUCAGGACCCUAAUCUCGUAACAAGACGGGAAUCACUUAGCAAGGGUGUUGCUGUUUGAACUCUUCAUGGGAGAUGCCUGUGUUGAGAUCUAUCGAAAUAUUACAGGGUACUCUUAAGUGUUGCCAAUGGUAGACAAGAGAAACAGAAAGACUGAGGAAGAAACAACCAAAUCCUCUGCUUUUUCCCCCUUGUCUUGCAUUCAUUUUGGAUGUAGCGGUCUCACUCCCUCUGAAACGUAAUCAGUAAACCAAGUUUGUUUUCCAAUGUGGUUCCAAUGGAAGAAUGCCAUUUUUGAAGGAGGACAAGAGGCAACAGAAGUGAAUUUUGUUUUAUUUUUUUAAAACAGAUAAAUCUUGCUGUGAAAACUGGAGUUAAAAACAUGGCGAACAUUCAAACAGCAGCUGGGCUGCACGAAAAAUAAAACAAUUAAAACCAGCGUACAUACUCAAAUAAGCUACAUAUAUUUUACACAUUUUUAAAGUUUGCACCAGCCACUGGUUGAGCUUUCAUACUUUGGACUAGUUUCCGUUUUACACAAGUGCAGAAAUAGUUGUUGUGGCCUCGUUUUGUAUAUGCAAAAGAUGGUAUACUUUCUAUUGAAAAAUAAUCUACUGAAAAGUCUAUUUUUUAAUUAUUGAAGAGUAUAACCAACAAAAGCACCAUGUAUACCUUUUGGCUUUUUAUAUACCUUUAUGUAUACUGUUAUUGGUUAUCAUUGUAUUUUUGGUAAAUAAUUAAGCUACUGAUUCACAUGGCAAAUUACUGUCUAAUAUUGGUACCUGUAUAAAAUAAUGUGGCAUCUGUGUCACUGUUUAAAGAAUACUGUUACUUUUAAUACAAAGGGUAUUUGUAAAUAUUUUAUAACAUAAUACACAAUUGUGUGCAUAGUUAAAGAGUAAGUAGCUGGGUUCCAAAAAAUAUAGCGUUACAUGUCUCCACACGUGUUACUACAACUGUUUAAAAAACGUACCUGUAAUUUUUAUUAACAUCCUGACAACUUUUUACACUUAUAACUUAAUCUGUUUCAAAGAUCUUUUCAAAAUGGCCACUCUAAGGAUUAUUUACCACAUUGUCAAACAGGUAAUACAACACUACCGAUCCAUGAUGUGGUACGGAAUAGAAAAGCCAGAACACUUCUUAUGUUUUUUUUGUUUUUUUUCUCAAACUUUUUGUGCCACGCCCCCCUUCCUCUUGUCUGUGGUAACUGACCCCACCCCCACCACAACACAACACACACGUACGUAUGGUUAAAAUAAAAAAAUCCAACAUGCCUUUGGCUUCUUUGUAUGUCACUGCUGUCAGGAUGUUAAUAAUAAAAAGAAAAAUUACAAGUAUGUUACUUAAACAGUUGUAGCAACACGUGGGGACGUAUAACAUAUAUAUAUAUAUAUAUAUAAUGUUUCAGAAACCCGCUACUUAUUCUUUAAGCCUUAACAUUAUCAUUUGCCACGUGAAUACAAACUACCUUUGUGAUUAAAUUAAAACAGCAUUUUUAUAACACAUAAUCUUUUUAAAUUACAGUAGCUUAUCAAAUCUAGGGCAUUUCUGGAAGUUCACGAUUCCCAAGCAUUCCAUUAUGUCUUACAGCGUGCUCAUUUUUGCAAUUUAUUAGCUUGUUGUUAGGUUAAAACAAAUUUUGGUUUUAAAUACUUGGGAAGCUUCAUUAUUAGAUGUUUCUUAUUUAGCUUGUGGCAAUACAGCAGCUCAUUUAAGUUCUGUCUACAUUUAUCCAACCCAUAUGGAUUGUUGUUCUCAUCUGAUUAAUUGUUUAAAAUGUCUGUGCAAGUAUGCCUAAAGUUCAAUCUUUAUUAUUAUUAUUUUUUUUCUACUCUUAAAAUACAACAACAACAACAUACUAGUAAAGCAUUUUAAAGUCAUACAAUAAACCCUGUAAGAACUUUAGGUAUUUUGAAAUAAACAAGUGACUGUUAUCACACUAUUUCUGUUCAUAUUGCAUAUGAACAGAAAUAUUUCUAAUAACACAUAAAUACAUUCUUUGUAUCUACCUUUUCAAUGAACACCCUGCUCCACUUAUUAAGCAGUCAUUUAAACACAGGUUUUUUUUAUUUUUAUUGUACAUGUAAAUCUAUACAAUUAGCCACCACUACCCAUACAGUAUUUGAAAUCCAAAAGUAUUUUUAAUAUGUGUUUUGCCCACCCAUUUUCUGAUCACUGUGACAAGUGGAAAUGGCUUUUUAUUAUUAUUUAUUUCUUAGCAGACACCCUAAUCCAGGGCGACUUACAAUUGUUACAAGAUAUCAUAUUAUUUUUACAUACAAUUACACUAUUUUUUACAUACAAUUACCCAUUUAUACAGUUGGGUUUUACUGGAGCAAUCUAGGUAAAGUACCUUGCUCAAGGGUACAGGAGUGUCCCCCACCUGGGAUUGAAACCACAACCCUCCGGUCAAGAGUCCAAAGCCCUAACCACUACUCCACACUGCUACCUAUAAAUGUUUUUAAAUGUUUAAACUAUAUUACAUGUUAGGUUUUCAUGACUAUGGUAUGUUCAAUUGUUAAAAGAAUACAUCCUCCUACUUGUGAAAACAAAAAAAUAUUAUCCUAACAUUGUAAAUUGAUUUGCACAGAGUACAAUUUUGGGGUAUGACAGUGACAAUGCAAGGAGUUGAGGAAAUUUGUCAAAAGACAUGCAAAUACAAUUCACACCGCUGCCUCCAAUUACAUUUGUUUUACACACACGUCACAUUUUGUAUUCAACUUCUGAAAUAAAAUGUUUUAAACAACUGUGUUGCCCUUUUAUAA